CGUCUGAAGCGCUCCCUCUCCUUUAAGACCCUGAUGCGUAGUAAGAGUGUGGAGAACUUCUUCCAGAGGUCCUACAGUGACGCCCGUCUCCCCCCAGACUUCAUCACCGACCCGCCACCCCCCUCCCCGCCCCCUGGCUCUCCCCUCGCCAGUGAAUGCUCACCCUCCCGCUCUCCGUCACUCAGCCCCAACCCCUCCCUCUGCUCCCACUCCCCGUCUCUAAGCCCCUCCCCCUCGCUGUCUUCCAAGGCCCCGCCCCCAACCCGCCCACUGACGCUGGUGAACCACUGCUUCCAGGACCACAUUUUCCGCAAGCCCACCCACUGCCAGCUCUGCAAGCACCUGAUCGUGGGUAACUCUAAACAGGGUCUUCGGUGUAAAACCUGUAAGAUGGGUGCUCACCUGUGGUGCACCUCAGAGUUGUCCCAGCAGCCCUGCAAUGUAAAGUCUGGGGUCGGGGCCUUCAAGCGGAACUUCAGCUCUCCCAUGCUGGUCAACGAGCAGCUGGCUGUCGUCAAGGAGGUGCUGCCCACCCAAGGGGCAGGCCGGGGGCGUGGGGUGGACCCUAUUUACGCAGCCCUGCGCUAUGGGACGUCCCUGGCACAGAUGAGCCGCUCCAGUUUUGGGAGCGUGUCCGAGUUGACCAAUACCAGCAAAUCUCCCUCACUUCAACUAGCGUUCUCAUCUACAGUAUAUCUGGAUGACUCAGAGCCUGAGAGUCUGUUCUCGGGUGAAGGAGGAGAGGAGGGGGAGCAGAGGCAGUACAGCAUGGAGGAGGAGAUGCCACAGGAGACAGGGGAUCUGCCUCCGUGUGAAAACGAGAAGGCGGAACCUGAGGGUGGGGACAGCGAGCAGCUCCAGGAGCCUGUAGAGGAAACCAGUGUGAAGGUUCCCAGGCGUAUUGAGGUUCACUCCAUCCACACGUAUGUAGCGCUCUUCAAGUUCCUGCCUCAGGAGCACAACGACCUCGGACUAGAGCCUGGUGAUCGGGUGCUGGUCACUGAUGAUUCUAAUGAAGAGUGGUGGAAGGGAAAGAGUGGAGACAAGGUGGGCUUCUUCCCUGCUAACUUCGUUCAGAGGGUGCGCCCAGGGGAGAGGGUGUGGAGGGUCACCCAGCCUGUCCCUGCCAGCCGAGGGAUGGGACACAUGCCAGUGAAGGAGGAUCAGAUCUGUGUGGGGAAGAGUGAGGACAAUGAGGGUUUCCUGAAGCUGAGCAGUGGGAAGAAGAGAGGACUAGUCCCUGCUGAAUCCAUUGAGGAGAUCUAACCUCUGUCUCAACACCAGCCCCCAGUCUCUCUCUGUCCAGCACCCUGUAACCUCCCCACACACCCCUUUAAGGCCUGAGGAGGACCAGCCAGUCCGGAGGUCCUCCAACACCACCAUCAUGAGGCCCACCUUCCUACUAAACUGAGUGGGGAGCGUUGACAGUUCAGCUUGUGAAUUACUGGUGAUGUGGAGGAUGCCCCAGCCCUGUCCUUGCUGACCUUGUCUCCUCCACCCCAAUGUAGCUGACAAACCGGACAUGAAAGUGUUGGUUUCCCUUCCACAGUGGGUUGGCCUAGGUGUUGUGGAGGACUAUCUAAGCCCCCAAUGCCCCAUGUUUUCCUGCUGUAAUGUACCUUUGUGUAUUAGUGAACUGGGUUUAUCUGUAGUCCACACCACAGGGGUACGAGUUUUAGGACUGAAGGACUGGCUGCUGUGGACUCCAGUAACUUCCCUCAGGAUGGAAGGAACUUUGAGACUAUUUUCUGUCUGGUGAGUCUGGUCUGUCUGUGUGUGAUUUGACCAGUUCUUUUUCACUGUCCUCUGUGGCUGGAUAUCAUGAAGCUGAAGAAUGCGGGAUUAAGGCCGUCACAUAAUAUCCAGUCGAAAAGUGGCGCUCCGUUUCGCGCAUAUAUAAUGACUAAAAUGUGUGCUGUUUUUGUCGGUUUUGGUGUUUGGCAUGUUUUGUUUUUGCCUGUUCGCUCAAACAACAUUUUGUAUUGGGGCAAGUUGAAGUUCGGUAGCUGACGUCUACGCCCUUUCGCCUGUAAUUGGUCAACUGUAGUGUUUUCAAAUGAAGGUCUUUAAGGGGCGAAUGAGAGCACAGUCGAGCGCGCACACCUAGCCGAGUUCUGCUAGGCGCAAACAGAACCUAGUAUUAGUAUACGUUACCUUAGUCAGGUACUUGUGUUGUGUGUGGGAGUUCCUGUUCCUGGACACUGCAUGGAAGAAAACAUUUGUUCUUUCUCUGAUGAACUAGAACAAGCGUCACACUCCUGAUGACAUCAUCACAGGUGGACGCCUACUAUGAUCAUAGUAAUUCAUUUACGCGGUGACCGUGAAGGAGAUAAUUGCAUGCUGAAGGAUGUACUUGUUUGAAUGCCCGGUGUCAGUGAGAUGUUCAGGAGACUGGUGAUGGUUGUAGGUGUAGGUGCUUGCAUUUUCUCUCAUCCUUUCGUUUGGUCCACCUUCUCUCUCUCUUUCUUUCUCUCUUUCACUAUCUCUCUUUCUCUCGUCUCUCUCUCCUUCCAUCUUUCUCAGCUAUACAUUGGUCCCUUGGCUGGGAUUUGACAUCAUCUUGAUUUAGACUGGCACAAAACGUAACUGCUCUGCAAGGACGGAUGGGCGGGCAGGCGAGCGACACUGGGCAGAGUACACCCUGGUCAGACCAGACAGCCAGCAGAGGACAGGACAAACUGGGUUUAUUUCGACACACUCUCUCUCAGAUCCUGACUCACCGGCUGACUCACUAACAUUCGACCUCGCACUUGACAGGUUCCAGAAGGUCAUGGAUGAAAGCCCCGUCCUUCUAUUGUACAGCUGGCGAAUCAAUCAAACACUUCAAAAAAAUCUGUUUUUCUAUGUCCUAUUUAUGAAAAAUACAAGAGAUUCAAUUAGAUUUGGGCUGUGAAUACUUACAUAAAUAAUUCAAUGUUUUUUUUUGUUCUGAAUAGCCUGGACUGUAUAAAACAUCUAUGAAUAGAGCCAUUGUUAAAAAAAAAAGAAACAAAUUGAGCAACAACACCAUUUUUUUAAACUGCUCUAAAUUAGUUUAAAUUUUCUGGACAAUUUAGCAGACGAGCAGUGGAAGACUUGGGAAGUGUGUUCGUGUCUUUUGGCUCGUCUGUUUGGUCCACCACUGGUAAACAAACAACAGCCAAGAGCCAGUCGGCUGGAAAACCACAUGAACAGACUUUGUAAGUGUGACAACCGAACAUGGUCCCGCUGGUCUGAGGGACAGGGAGCGAGGGAUAUGGAGGGACAUGGAGAGGAGUAGACAAAAGGGGUUGACCCAGGUGUAGAACCAUCAUAAAUCAAUGUGUCUGCAUGCAGGUUUCUUUGUCUAUGGACGACCAAUUCAACAUUGAUCAAAUGUCAGUCUCUCGCUCUCUCUCUCUCCAUUCCCCUCUCUCUUUCCCUCUGUCUCUGACACUAUUGGGCAUUUUUGCUGCUAGUGGGAAGGGUGGCUGGACUGAUGUAUUGUACAUGUAGAUGUAAGCACGUUUAAUGAUAGGAUAAUGGGUUGGAUUUCAAUGUUUCCAUAAUGUAUUGAUUAUUUAUUGAUUUAGACAGAUAUCUAUCUACAUGCUGAGUCGCAGCACGUAGCUGUCACACUGGUGGCAUUAAUAACAUGUCCCCUCCCACUUCCUGUAAUAUAAGAAUACAGUGUAUACAGUAAGACAUCUGGAGAGUUAAAGAAGUAUGAUGAUGAUGAACAUAUUGGGUGCGUUAGUAAAUUCAAUCUGGAGUGCCAGAGUGCGCUCUGGGCGUUCGUAAAUUCAGAUUGUUGGUCAGAUUGUCUGAUCGUAAAUUCAGAGCAUUUCGCUCUCGGAGCGUUCAGCGCUCACACUGGACGAACUGGCCAAGGAGGAGGCUUGAUUCGAGCGUUCAGACCUCAUAAAGGCAGUCCAGUACCCAAGCUAACUGGCUAACGUUGGCUAGCUUGCUAGCUACUUCCAGAAACAAAUGAGAGAGUACCUCACUUGGACCAGUUUACUCGAUCUAGCAGAGCUGGUUAGGCUGUUUUCGUGUUAUCCAGAGCGUUGGUGACUGUAACUGUGCUGCUGGCAACAAUUUAAGUAUGCUUUCUUUGGCGACGUUUACUCACACCGGCCACAUUCAACGGGUGUUGAGCGUUGGUAAAUUGAUCAGUUAAACUCUGUCACACUCAGACGAGAGUGCUCUGAAACCAGAGUAGACGGGCAGAGUGAAUUUACGAGCGCACCCAUUGUUUCAUGUUUUGUUCCUCACAUAGUGCAUGAUAACAUGAUCAUCUUUGAGUCUAUAUCCUCUGUGUCUGUGGAUGGAUGAUGUGUCACAGACUGUGAUGAAUAUUGUACUUUCCUUCCGCUGGGGCCACGUGUUCCUAUGUGUAGCAAGGACUUCUCUGGUCCUCACAGUCCCAGACCAGGAGCAAUACCCAGCUACUGGGUAUACAGCUGGAGGAAUUGUUUGUUAGCUUAUUCCUUGCCGAAUUUUCACACAAGAUGUACAUUUCCGGUAGGGUUCGUGUAGACCGAGAGUCUGUCACCCUUUGUGGACCCUGUUUGAUUCGCUCUUCGUGUAGCAUUUCUGUGUACAGGCCCUGGCCUUCUUUCCCAGUUGCGAUGUAACUUGAGCAUUACGAUGAUUUUACCAGAUGCGUCGUUAUUCGCAAACCAAUUUUGGUCAUAAAGUGUUUUGUUCCUCACUUUGUGGGGCAAGUUGGGCACCAUCAGUAAAUUACACAUUAAAUUGGGACAUUAAAACAUGAAUAGCUCCAAAUUUGAAUGACUUAAAAACCUCAAACCAAUUGUAAAAAUGUAUAUACGAGUAUUGAAAGCAUUUAACCUUUUACUGCAGUGAGCUAAAUCAGGGUCACACUGAGUGUUUACUGGUAGUCUUCAAAAAUCUACUUUGAAACAAAGUAUACACCUCACACACAUGGUUAUGGGCUUUAAAAUAGGAAAACACCUUGACCAUGUCAGAUAUAGUUGAAAUAUAUUCAAGUUUGAGUUUGCCUCCCAAUAUUACACUUUAUUUACAUCACAGAGUACUGAAAUAUAACAAAACUGUUUGACAUAGAAACACCAGAUUUUCGGCAGUUUAAAAAAUGUAUAAUGUUGAUUAAUUAUGAAAUGAUGAAAAAUAUGAAUAACAUUCCACCCAUGAGGCCACUGGGUCAUUUGGCUGCAUGAAAGAGCUACUGAGACAACCCAAAAAAUAUGCAGGUGAAUUUAUUGUUCCAUUUACAUUGUGUAAUUCAAUGACAUCCCUAACUAUCCCCAGAGAUAGGCUAUCCAAAGCCAAACCAAUCUUCGCCCCGAUCGCACACCAGCCAGCUGAAGCUAAUUGGCUAAAUAAUUUGGCUAACUAUUCCCACCUGUGAACUCACCCACAUUAAACCACACCCCGAAACCAACUCACGUUUGAAUUCAGCCAUGGCCGCUAGCAUUUAUUAACGAACCAAAUCGAACACGAGGCCAUAUUAGGAAGUGCAGUCGCCCUUUAAGAGUGUUUCCCAAACGAAAAUGUAGCGAGGCAUAACGUUUGGGUCGUUAGACCAUGUGUCAACACCGAUUGGAUCAAAAUAAAAACAGCACUCUCAAAUCAGCUUUCUCCAUUCAAAUCUUACCUUAACAUUAUAAUUAUAAUUAUCCCACAAUCCUGACAAUGGAUCACCUCCUAUGAGAUAUUACCACCUACAGUAUGGCUACAAAUAGGCUAUUGAUGCAGGCUUAUUAUGCUUCCUCAAUAUUAAUGCACUAAAUCACAGAGUGGGCACUUAAUUGCGCAAGUGUUGUCACACAUCAUGAAACACAUUGAGGCAAAAAAAUACAGAUAGUAGCCUUGUGGAAAAAUAGAACUCUAUUGAUUGAACAUUACAUUCAUUUCAGUAUGAUUGAAAUAGGCUACAUGGCCUAUAUAGGCUAUGUGUCUUUUAAAGCAGUCAUCUCACUUUUCAUUUGAAGCAUAAUUGUAUCCUUGACCUGUGUGUAACACAUACUUUGGUAACUUUGUAUUCGUAGUUAACUUCGUUUUGAAGUUGUCACAGUCAGUCAAGAUGUUUAGGCUGUGUUAAGCAGAGAGCUGUGAAUAAAGUGACGCAAAAGGGCACUUUGGGCACGAGUGGCCUGCGAAAGGUUUUUAAGAGCCACGUUACUAACGAAGGCUCUGGGAAAACAACUCGACUACUGAAGACACAUCGUAAGAAAGUUCUAACGAUGAUCUAUCAAGAUGAAGGCUCUGGGAGACAAGGCUCUGCACAGUAAGUGUAUGUUUUAGUGUGUGUGUGUGUGUGUGCGGGAUAUAGCCUUAGUUAAUAUCACUGGAAGAACACAUGCCUCAAUAAAAAAAAAUCUUUAUCCUCGAAUGAAA
Molecule: messenger RNA, 6339 nt
Organism: Oncorhynchus gorbuscha (pink salmon)
Lineage: Eukaryota; Metazoa; Chordata; Actinopteri; Salmoniformes; Salmonidae
Product: SH3 and cysteine-rich domain-containing protein 2-like
Exons: 11
Coding region: 34-1266 (410 amino acids)
Biological process (GO): skeletal muscle contraction; positive regulation of protein localization to plasma membrane; positive regulation of voltage-gated calcium channel activity
Cellular component (GO): extrinsic component of cytoplasmic side of plasma membrane
Molecular function (GO): protein binding
Source: RefSeq, a predicted model, not a curated record